UCACAAAGCGUCGCUCAGGACGGAGCAUCUCUGAAGGCAGCGUUCUCUCUACACAUUACGACGGUCUUCUUUCCUGUAAGCAAGAAGAAGUCUGCAGUGAUGGACAGGACACAAGACAUAAUGGCUUUGAUCUGCCUGUUAUUUCUCAAACUGCCAAAGUUUGAGAUGGCUAGUGGAAAAGUCUUAGAGGAGACAUAUCGGAAGUGGGUCCAGUAUAAAGAAGACUGUGUCAAAAUGAUAGAAAAUGAGCCGCUACCUCAAGGUACGCUGAAACUUCAAGUUUUGUUGAGUCAUCAUGCAAAAGCAAAUAUGGCAAAAAAUGGAAAGGGAACUGAAAAGGAACUGAGAAAAUCAGAUUUCUUUUCAGUUUCUUACUCUUCCUUUCUAGCAGGCUUGUUCUGUAACAGGACAUUUGACAGAUACGCCUGCUGGCCAGAUACUCCUGCCGACUCUGUGGUCAACAUCUCAUGUCCUUUCUACCUGCCCUGGUAUGACAAAGUGUCCCAGGGAGUCGUGCGCCAGCGUUGUGGCUCUGAUGGGCUCUGGGAGAGAGAGGACAGCGGGCAGGUGUGGAGGGACAUGACCCAGUGUGAGGAGGAAAAAGAGGUCACAUCUCAGGAGCUGUGGUUCAAGCAGCUGAUGGUGAGCUUCAGGAUGUUGUACACUGUCGGCUAUUCCUUGUCGCUCUUCACUCUCAUAACAGCGCUUAUCAUUCUUCUGAGCUUUAGGAAACUGCAUUGCACCAGGAACUACAUUCAUGCAAACCUCUUCCUCUCCUUCAUUCUGCGAGCUGUAUCUGUUAUUGUUAAGGACACCAUGCUAGAACGCCACUGGGGACGAGAGAUCAUGAAACAGACCGACGUGAGUGAGAUGCUCAGUCACCAGGCUGCCGUUGGCUGCCGGAUAGCACAGGUGAUGAUGCAGUACUGUGUCCUGGCCAAUCACUAUUGGUUCUUUGGAGAGGCAAUUUAUUUGUACUCUGUGCUUAUAGCCUCAGUGUUCAUCGACAACAACAAAUACUUGCCUUAUAUCUGUCUUGGCUGGGGAACACCACUUCUGUUUGUGGUUCCCUGGGUAGUGAUGAAGCUAUUGAAAGAAAACAAAGAGUGUUGGGCUCUCAAUGAGAACAUGAACUACUGGUGGAUCAUUCGUUUCCCAAUCCUUUUUGCAUCACUAAUCAACUUUCUAAUUUUCAUGAAGAUCCUGAAGGUCAUUCUUUCGAAAUUACGAGCCAGCAACCAGAGUGGAUACCCUGAUUACAAACUUCGGCUUGCCAAGGCAACCCUUACCCUCAUUCCUCUGUUUGGGAUUCAUGAGGUCAUAUUCAUCUUUGCUACAGAUGAGCAGACAACAGGCGUCCUGCGCUACAUUAAAGUUUUCUUCACCCUUUUUCUCAAUUCAUUUCAGGGCUUUCUGGUGGCUGUGCUCUACUGCUAUGCUAAUAAAGAGGUCAGGACAGAGCUGAGGAGGAAGUUACGCAGCUGGAGGAUAGAGGCAGAGAUUGUAUGCUGUGGACAGUGACUAGGCGUGCUUGACUCUCGAGUAGACACUUUCUCCAUCGCCACAGUGCCAGAGCGCAACAGAUCCUCUGCCACAACGAUGAGGGCAGUACCUGAUGGCUCACCCACUCCUGAGAAUUCACAGAUUUUCAGACGUCAAGCUCAGCCAGCUU
This is a messenger RNA of Toxotes jaculatrix (banded archerfish), 1672 nucleotides long. RefSeq names its product glucagon receptor-like. The record is from RefSeq and is a predicted model, not a curated record. Gene Ontology annotation, molecular function: peptide hormone binding; G protein-coupled peptide receptor activity. The coding region runs from base 100 to 1521 and encodes 473 amino acids. Gene Ontology annotation, cellular component: plasma membrane. The transcript is spliced from 14 exons. Lineage: Eukaryota; Metazoa; Chordata; Actinopteri; Toxotidae. Gene Ontology annotation, biological process: adenylate cyclase-modulating G protein-coupled receptor signaling pathway; cell surface receptor signaling pathway.